This is a messenger RNA of Plasmopara halstedii, 1851 nucleotides long. RefSeq lists its product as hypothetical. Gene Ontology annotation, molecular function: phosphatidylinositol binding; metal ion binding. The coding region runs from base 1 to 1851 and encodes 616 amino acids. The transcript has a single exon. The record is from RefSeq and is a predicted model, not a curated record. NCBI's taxonomy places the organism in Eukaryota, Oomycota, Peronosporomycetes, Peronosporales, Peronosporaceae.
AUGGCGUCAUGCCCUUCUUGUCGAGCCAGAGCAUCCCCAAGUCAACGAUCGAACUCACAGUGUAGCUGUCAUCUUCCUGAAAAUUCGUCUACAUUAACGACACGUGCUGUAGCCAGCUCCGGUAUCAGUCGUCGUAAUAUUCCCAAAGACCGAUCCAAGAAGAAGAAAGCCAAAGAUAAAGAACGCAUCAAGUCCAAUGAACCCGGUUCGGAGAAGAAGAAUGCUGACGUUCCAUCCGCUGCUGCUGGCGAUGAAGCUGCUGGUAUUUACAAGCGAAUGAUUGCAGCUGUUCGAGGUGCUAAUAAAGACCACGAUGAGGUCGUUUUGGCCUUUAAAGCGGACUGCAAACAGUUUGGUCAAGGGGAAUUACGUGCUCGGAUCUUCUAUGAGCGACUUGGUAUAUACUUUGGCAGUGAACUAAUGCUAGAUCACAUGCUGCCACAACUUGCGCGACUCAUUCCUGAUGACCAGAAGAGAAAGAAACUUGUCAAAGUGCAUUUUAAGAGCAAACGAGGUGGAGACAUGAUGCCUGGAUGCUCUACCGUUGGUACCAGAUCCUCUUCCAGACGACCGGCAUCAAGCACAAUUGCGGCUAAAAGCUCCGUAAUUUCGACUCAAUUGAGAACGUCAGGGGAAAGGCGACCGUUAUCAGCUUCGGAACUCAUUCGACGAGAUAGUAUCGACAGUGAUACCUCAAGUAAUACGAGUGGAGAGUUGAUUUCUGCAACUUCUACUGGACGAACAUCUCGGCUAACACUAAGUCGAUAUACCGACAAUUUUAAGUGUGCUAUUUGCAAUGAAUCUUUUGAUAUCAAGCGACAUCGACAUCAUUGUCGCAAAUGUGGUGCUGCUGUUUGUCACUUGUGCUCACCUGCGAGAAUGUUGAUAUCGCCCGAUCAAGUGGCGAACGAAAGCAUGACAAAAAAGUUUGAUCCCGCGCUCCCUCAGCGAGUCUGUACGAUCUGCGCACCGAUUCUUCAGUAUUUCCAAGAUGGACUUAUUUCCCAAUAUGCCAACUGUCAUAAAGAAAACCCACACAAAGCCAAAACACGAUUGCAUUUGCCAUAUAGUCGAUCGUUAGAAAGUGCAUGUCGCUCGGCUGCCGACAUUCUUGGCAACUUUUUUCGACCGGAUCUUGGUGCUGACAGCGAUCGAUACAUUCCUGUCAACUUUCUCAAGCGAGCACACGGCAUUGCGUUUCUCACGGUUAUUAAGGCAGGAUUAUUAAUUACAGCCAAGAUGGGCACGGGUAUUGUGAUUGCUAAACUCGGAGAUGGCUCCUGGUCGGCACCGUCCGCAAUAGGUACCGCGGGGAUUGGUGGUGGACUUGAGGGUGGAGGGGAAUUGAUAGAGUUUAUGAUCAUCAUGGGAUCAAAAAAGGCAGUCAAAGUAUUUUACCGAACACAAGUGAAUGUCGGCGGUGGAUUCAGUGUAGCAGUAGGGCCUUAUGGACGCGAUGCAGUCGCACAGGCUGCUGCUAGUCGGGAUGUGGUUGAUACAAACUACAGCUACUCUUAUAGUCGAGGGCUUUUUGCAGGCAUUUCGUUACAUGGCGCAGUGAUUACUACGAGGACAGAAAUGAAUAGCAAAUUUUACGGUCAGAACUUGACCCCGAAAGAGAUUUUGAAUGGAACUGUGCCACCUCCACGCGCUGCUCAAUGCUUGUAUGAUGCUAUCGAGCAAGUCAAGAUGAAUAUAGCACAGUUUGAAGCAUCCCGAGGGUCUCAGCGACGGUCUCCAGCAACGUUAGACACGCAAGGACCGUGUGGAUCAUGUCGAUGCCACAAAUUUGUGGCGAAAGCAGCUUCGAAGAGAUGCAAGUUGUGCGCACAUGUUCAUAGUGCCACUUAG